Aspergillus neoniger CBS 115656 is the source of this 320-nucleotide messenger RNA. RefSeq lists its product as uncharacterized. The coding region runs from base 103 to 267 and encodes 54 amino acids. NCBI's taxonomy places the organism in Eukaryota, Fungi, Ascomycota, Eurotiomycetes, Eurotiales, Aspergillaceae. The transcript has a single exon. The record is from RefSeq and is a predicted model, not a curated record.
GCUCGAAACUUUCUCUACACAAUAUACCACCUGCAAGCUCUCCCUACAGACUUUCUCCCUCCCUCUCCCUCUCUCUACCUUCGGUCUUUUGGUGGAACCCUUAUGAAUGUAUCCCUUCCCCCCCCUUGCCUUUUUGGCUGCACAGCCUGCUUGGCAUCCUGUAGAUCCUGCGCCAGCUUGACCAAUCAUUGCGGGGUGGCCGCUCUGCACGACAGCGUUAGGCCGUCGUGCGCCUUUGAGAUCAUAUUCAGCAUUAUCAUCCGUUGAGAGGGGGGCCAAUCCGGAGAGUUGUUCUCCGUCUCCGGAUUGGUACAGCUAGU